GCGACUGCGAGUCCUCUACUCGCGAGUCGACUGUGUUUUUUUCCACGUAUGUGUGUGCCGGUGUGUUUCGGGCUUUCGGCGUGUCGAGGGUGAACGCCGCCGCGCCGCGCCGCGAAGCUGGCGAACAAGAUCCUGCGCACUGUUUUGCUUACAUACCGUCCGGACAAACACUCCCCCGCGCUCGACUCGCAACGCCAGAUAAGACCCCGCGUACUAUAGCUGCUGGUGAGCCCCGGUGUUUCAGCAUCCCUUACAUUGCUUCUCUCUUCGCUCGUACGAAUGAUCGUGGUUCGCGGCGCGAAUUUUCUUCUCUUCUCUUAUCGUAUCGAAGAAGACGACGAGUGUUUAUUAAAAUUCAUCGACUUGUUCGCGCGUUCGUAGUGUACCAUUCGGUUAUCGCGUUUUGUUAAUAACUCGAAGUGUCCGAAGACUAAUUGGUUCCUACUUUAGUGGUGUAUGUGAUCGACAGAUGUACCAGUCAUGUUUAAUUGCAUCGGUCAACCUAAAGCUUGGUCGAAAAGCACGUUAGAUUUGAGAGACGGUGGUCCAGAUAUCAGAAUCCAACUCGGCGAACAGCUAAGAUGCCUGGACACGCGUAUGGAAACGCAAGUAACCAUCGUCUCCGAAUUGCAAGACUUCUUCAGGAGACGAGCCGAAGUAGAAUUGGACUACAGCAAGAAUUUGGAUAAAUUAUCCAAAACAUUGCAACUUCGCCACAAAGAACAAAAACAAAAGCGUGAAUCGUGGCCGUUGUUUUCUAGCUAUUCGUGCUGGCAACAAUUGGUUAGCCAGACCAAAACACUCAGCAAAGAUCACGCAGCCCUCAGCGAGGUGUAUUCCACUCAUUUAGUGAGCAGAUUGCAGCAAGUAGUCGAAGAUGUGCAGAGAAUUUAUAAAAGAUGUCGAGAAAUCGGAUUAGAAAUGCAAGAGGAAAUUCUGCGAACGUUGCACGAACUACAUACGACGAUGAAAACACAUCACGCUUAUCAGACUGAAUGCAGACAGGCCGAAUCUAAAUUAAGAUUGGCUGAAAAUCAAAGACUCAAGAUGGAACAGGGUGCUCCGAAAGAGAAACUGGAACGAUCCAAGAAAUACAAGUUGAUCGGCAAAGAAGUUCAGAAAAGAAAAAACAAAUACUUCGACGCGAAGCUGAAAGCGUUGAAAUCGAAAAACGAAUACAUCCUGUGUUUAGAAUCGGCGAACGCGACCAUACAUAAAUACUUCGUCGACGACAUUUCCGACCUGAUCGACUGCAUGGAUUUCGGAUUUCACCAGUGCAUAAAACGUAGCCUAUACAUGCAUACGACGGCCGAAGAAGGACGUAUAAAAUCGCUGCAAACUGGUACCGAUGCUCUGAGUAGUAUUAUAAAUAGCAUGGACUCCAGACACGAUAAGCAGCGUUUCUUGGAGUUCAACCAUUCGGCGUUUAUGGUACCGAAGAAAUUCGAAUUUCAAGGACAAAAAGAUGAGACAGCGGAACCGGAGUUACAAAAAUUACUCUGCGCUGAUCUAGAAAAUCGUUUGUAUCAAUUGAAACUACGAUUGACUACCCUGAGGACCGAAUCGGAUGAAGUGUGGAAGACUUUGGAGACUGCUGAGUCGACGUUAUUGGAAAUGCUGACGGCUAAGGAUUACGAUUGUAGCACGUACUUCGGAGAUAACGCUGUGCCGGCGAGUAAACCACCGGAGACGGUUAGUCUCAAGAAGAGAGCUGAUCGACACGAGACCGAAGAAUUUUAUUUAGGGAAAUUACGCGAAUAUUUGCUGGGAACUAGUCGUAUCGCUAGAUUAGACGCUAAACGCGAACAUAUCAGACAAACGCUCGUCGACAGCGCGAUGUCCCUUUCGUCAUCGUCUACGAACACCUCGAACGCUUCGCCAUCGUUGGCCCCGUCCACGAUCCUCGAAUCGCGUUCGGUUAUCCGAGAACUUUCACAGCUGCAAGCGACCGGAGGUGUGGGUCUUCUGCAGCCUCCAGCUUCGAAGCCUCCGCGUCGAAAACGUAUCGGCCGAUUGCAGACCAAUGGCCAGCCCAAGCUGUUCGGCGGAUCUUUGGAAGAAUAUUUAGAAGCCACCAAUCAAGAAAUACCGCUGAUUAUUAAGAGUUGUAUUAGGGUUAUUAAUUUAUACGGUUUACAUCACCAAGGCAUAUUUAGAGUAUCUGGAUCUCAACUGGAAAUAAAUAAUUUUAAGGAAGCCUUCGAACGAGGCGAAGAUCCGCUGGCCGACGUCACCGACGCUUCCGACAUCAACUCGGUAGCCGGCGUUUUGAAAUUAUACCUUCGCGAACUACGCGAACCUCUGUUUCCAAUAAUCUACUUCGAACAGUUCAUGCAACUAGCUCAGCUCGAUUCUAAACACGAGUUUAUAUCUAGAAUGCGCGAAUUAGUACAGAGUUUCCCUCGACCGGUGAUCAUCUUCUUGAGAUACAUAUUCGCUUUCUUGAAUCAUUUAUCCGAGUACAGCGACGAGAACAUGAUGGAUCCGUAUAAUUUAGCCAUUUGUUUCGGGCCGACUUUGGUCCCGGUUCCGGAAGAUAAAGAUCAAGUCCAGUAUCAAAACCAAGUCAACGAGCUGAUCAAAAACAUCAUCUUGUUCAACGAUGAGAUCUUCCCGUCGCACGAAAUUGGCGGCAUUGUUUACGAAAAAUACAUAUCGAGAGAGCCGGAUGAUAACGAUGUGGGAGAUUCGCCUUCUGAUCAUGCUCAAGAAGAUGCCGACUCUGAAGUGUAUCCCUCGGAAGAUGAAACCGAAGCUCUAGAAGCAACAGCUCAGUUCGACUUUAGCGCCCGAUCGGAACGUGAAUUAAGCUUUAAAAAAGGAGACCACAUAAUACUCUACUCGCAAGUAUCCAACGACUGGUGGAAAGGAAGUGUUAAUGGAAAAGAGGGUCUCAUACCAGAUAAAUACAUCCUCGUCAAGAUCAAAGACGACGAUCGAGAUAAAGUCGAAAUGUACAAGUCCAGUUCGUCGGAGGAUUCGAUAAAAAGGAGGACUUCCAGCUCGAACGAUUCCGUGCUAUCGGAAACGAGCAGUUCGCAUUCGCCUCUACUGUCAGCAUCGGGCAAUAAUGGCCCUUGGCCUCCGGUCAUCAUGGAUAAUACGUCGGAUAGUUUACCUUCGACGCUGAGCGAGAUCGAGUCGUCCAAGUCGAAUCUGGAUAAAGAACACGAAGAUCAGCUGCUGAGAGUGGAGGUUGAAGAGAAUAUUAAAAUCACGUUGAUCGAUCCUCCGUCGUCGAAGAACAACAUGGUAACUGCUAAAGAUCUACGAGAGGAACGUCAAGCCAAGUAUAGCCCUCUAUUGAGACGUACUCACGUGAAAGCUCUCAGCGUAGGAGACCCGACAGACGACGAUGAUUUCCCGAAAUCAUUCAACCAGAACCGAGAGCUUUGGCAGCAACGUGCUUCUUCUCAUACCAGCGUUAAUAGCAUAGGACUGCCUAAAGACUCGCCAGCCCAGAGGGAUUUUCGACCCAAACAUACUCCAGAUCUAGUCAUGGAUUUACCGGUCCAAGAGACGGUUAAAUCGCCCGAAGAGACCGAAACCGAAGCUCAAAACGAGCCCGAAAGUCCAGACAUGGCUCUGGCUGCCGAAAGAUUCGCCAAACAGAACCAAUGCACGUUGAAGAAAAAUAACAGAGAGUUGAGAAGAGAUAAGACUGACAGUAAGAAUAGUAACGGCGCCAAGAGCACCGAUGACGAAACAUCACCCAGGAUGUCACCCGUUGUGAAACCUCAAAUUAAAGCCAAACCUCCUAUUUUAAGGAAACCGAUGCUAAGUCCCUCCGUUCCUAUACAUUUAAUGAGGAAAGAUCGACUCGAACCGGAAUAAAAACCGAGGUUGUGACCAGAUUGUGAACUCUGGAUUAUUUUUUUUUUCUAAUCCGUUUUUUUCUCUUAUUUUCUUUAAUGGUCUCACGUUAUUUCCCUUCUUUUUUUUUUUUAUUUUAUACAACCCUACCCCCUUUUUUCUCUUUACCCUUUUGUUUUUUUUUCUUUCGUGUAAGUGACUUACAACUUAAAUACCUACUUAAUUUUUUUUUAUACUAUUGAUUUUUUUCGGUGAGAAAUUGAAAUCUUAAAUGUGACUUAUUCGUCGAAUUCGAAUUCGGAUCAAAAUACGCGAAUUUUAUUGCUAGUCCAGCGUUUAAAAAAGUAUUUUUUAUACUCGUAGUAUUUAAGCUAUAUUUUUAUCAUCUUGGUCGUCCGAAGCGUGUUGUAAUAACGAUCGAAUAAUGUUUUUUAAAAUAUUUUACCCCUCCCCUUUUUUUCUCUAUCUUUUUGCGAAGACAAGACGUAUGAAUAGGUGAACAUUUAUUUAAUGCUUUCGAGUGACCCUUUUUUUCUCUGCAAAUUAUACCUAAAUUAUUUAUUCAUUAUGAAAUUUUAAUGAUUUUUAAUAUACCUACCUACUUGUAAUAUUUUCCUAUUCUCCUUCGAAUAAUUUGUGUGUUCUUUGGAAAAGAAGCUGUUGAUAAAACGCUUACGUACUUAAUUUUUUUUUUCUAAUUUUUAUAUUAUUUGAAAGACUUAUUUGAAAAAUAAUUAAAAGCAAUUUAUUACGA
Planococcus citri (citrus mealybug) is the source of this 4567-nucleotide messenger RNA. RefSeq names its product SLIT-ROBO Rho GTPase-activating protein 1-like. Gene Ontology annotation, biological process: negative regulation of cell migration; signal transduction. Lineage: Eukaryota; Metazoa; Arthropoda; Insecta; Hemiptera; Pseudococcidae. The transcript is spliced from 12 exons. Gene Ontology annotation, molecular function: protein binding. Gene Ontology annotation, cellular component: cytoplasm. The record is from RefSeq and is a predicted model, not a curated record. Bases 481 to 3834 code for a protein of 1117 amino acids.